Rhea pennata is the source of this 1313-nucleotide messenger RNA. RefSeq names its product cytochrome c oxidase assembly protein COX20, mitochondrial. NCBI's taxonomy places the organism in Eukaryota, Metazoa, Chordata, Aves, Rheiformes, Rheidae. Gene Ontology annotation, cellular component: mitochondrion; mitochondrial inner membrane. Bases 193 to 546 code for a protein of 117 amino acids. The transcript is spliced from 4 exons. The record is from RefSeq and is a predicted model, not a curated record. Gene Ontology annotation, biological process: mitochondrial respiratory chain complex IV assembly.
GGAAUCUCAGCGCUAGACCUAAAAUGGCGCCGGCGCGCUCGCCCUCCCCCGCCCACCUCGCAGCCACCAUAGAGAAGGGGCUGGGCUCGGCGGCUAGAGCGGCUCCUCCGCGCACCUUCUCUACGCGGCUGUAGUCCGGGCUCGCUGGCGCGAGGAGGGGGAGGGGCUGAGAAGGGCGCUGCGAACCACAUCAUGGCGGGCGAGGGCGACUCUGAGCCGGAGAAGUCCUUUAAACUCCUAGGAUUCCUUGAUGUUAAAAAUGUCCCGUGUGCACGAGAAUCAGUACUCUAUGGUUCACUGGGAUCUUUAGUUUUGGGUCUUGGACAUUUUUUAGCAACCAGUAGAGUUAGAAGAUCUUGCGACGUUGCAGUUGGUGGCUUUAUUUUCACGAUGUUAGGAUACUGGUUUUAUUGCAGGUACAAUUUUGCCCAACAUAGGAUCCGGCAAAGAAUGCUUAGAGAAGGAAUGAAAAACAAAAUUUUAUUUGAAGGCAGUUCUCUUGAUCCAGAAAGAAAACAAACCAGCAAUGAAAGAAGUGAUUCAUAGUCUCCUAUGGAGGAAUCUGUGGUCUAACACAGCUUUGGGGGAAGGUGGUCCAAAAAUGGCACUCUUUCCUGUAAACAUGGGAGGUGGCUGAGACUGAUAAAUCAUGGUGUUUUUCCUAGCAAAUUCAAGUAAGAAACUCAUAAUGAAUCUGUUAAAUUAGUAUACAAGCCUUUCUUUGUUUCAUGUAUGUAUAUAUGACUAUGUACACAGUUAGGAAUGACCUCCUUGGUUUUGCCCUGUUAAACAUUUAGGAACUGGUACGUUCUGUUGCAGGCUCUCAAAUUAUUAAUGACAGUGGUUUGAGACUACUUUAACUUUUAUUAUAAACAGAAUAGUUCAUUUUAGCAAAGUUGUAAUUACAUCUCAUUUAAAUAUAGGAAAAUAUUUUCAUCAGCUGUUCUUUGAGUAAGUGUAUCCUUCAGUGCUGCUGUUCAUUGUGCUGUUUUUAAAAUAGGGACAUUGAAACAGUAGGUGAAUGGUUUGCUUGUGCAAGAUGGGUAGUAUCAGUAGCCUUCUUAAGAUUUCAACUGCAGUGUAGCGGGCAGUUUUAUAUGCACUGUGAAAUUGAAAAAAUUCCAUCGUUGUUCUCCCUGUGUGAAACUAAGAAUAAAUCACUUGCACUUCAGGAGGAGUCUCAGCUAUUUAUGUAACUCUUCUUAUUUAAUUAAAAUCCUGCUCUCUGUUUAAGGAAUUUCCUUACACUACCGUCUGCUGUUCAGUUGGUGAAAUAAUUAUUUACAUUAUUAAUAAACAGUAAUGGUCAGUUA